Messenger RNA from Coregonus sp. 'balchen', 5163 nucleotides. The record is from the annotation of a GenBank genome assembly. NCBI's taxonomy places the organism in Eukaryota, Metazoa, Chordata, Actinopteri, Salmoniformes, Salmonidae.
AUGGAUCAUAAUGAUGAGAGUAUCAAAAGAGCUCCAAGGCGCCUUCCUUAUCUGGUAAAUAUUAAGUAUUCUUUGGUUUACUCUGUUUUUGUUAUCUUAUCACCUUUUAAAUUGAGUGUUGUGUUGACAGUUGACUCCAGUGAGGGUGAACACCCCUGAUUUUGUGAUGUGGCCAACUGGCAAGGUGCACAGAAGACCAAGGCCUGUAAAUCAAAUCCGACAUGAAAGCAGUUGCACAUAAAUAUUAGUUAUGCUCCAUGUACAAACGGCAGUUAUCACAAUAAAAGCACGUGCAGAUAUCCCUCCCCAUCUAACCACAUUUGAAAUGUAAUGCUUUCUUGACAGUCUCCUUCAGUGCAGACCCCUAAGAUCCACAGAAGGCCUGUAAAUCACAUUCAAAUUCAACCACAUAAUAGUACUUAAAUGAUUUAUUUAUACAUCAUUUGAACUACAGUUAUUUACAUAGCCAAAUAUGAGCAAAGUUGUUUCGUUUUUUCUUUACUGUUCACAGCCAAUCAUUGUGAGCUGUGGGCAGGACCAAACGUCUGGGGAUGGAUGGAAGUCAUGGAACAUCAAUCCAGAGCCUCUCAGCCAGGUCAGAUAUCUCUGCUGUUGCCAUAGAAACACAACAGAUAGAUACAUCUGUGGAUUCAUAUGGCCAUUUUGGUUAACUUGUUUGAAUUGAUUGAAUUGACAUAUCAUCCAUUCAAGAUGCUAAAGAAUCCUAUAGUAUGGAAGGUCUCUAGCCCCACCCCUAACGUUAUGGGAGCUUCACCCAUGAAUUACUCACUACUUGUUCAACCAUGUUGGAUUACCCAAAUAUUUUACAUUUCCUCUUUGGGAGUCAAUGCCUGUGUAAUCUAUGGCUGCCCUAAGUACAUGCAAGUGCUUUUGUCUGUUUCCUCAGUCUGGAAGGGUGACCUGACUGAUAGAGAGAGAUUAUGAUGAGGGGAUCUCAUCCUCCAACUCUGAUGACAUCUCUAUCUACUCCUUCACUGACUGUGAAUCUGAGGUAAGACAGUUGUACUCCAUGUCUUUGUUGAGUGAUAUCACUGUAAGGAGAAUAGUCUCUGACUAGUUGACUCUGAUACACAGUCUGAUGAUGAGGAUCAUGAAAGGAGGACACCACCGCUGAAAGUGAAGGAUGAGGAGGAUGGAAAGGUGACAAGGCUUGAAGUGAGGGAUAUGGUAGAGGACGACGAUCUGUCUCUCCACUCCUUCGAUGAGUCAGACUUUCUGGUAUGUUCUGCACCAUGUAUUUGAGUAACUCUGACUGAAUGUGGAGAAUGGACCAUGACCAACUAGCUCUCUGACACACAGCGUGAUGAUGGCAAUGAUGCCUCUGCUGAGGACAGUCCUGAGCCUCCAAAGGAACCACAGAGAAAAGUGGCUUCACUGAAGGACCCUCAACUGGUAGGCGGCUCUUCGUGUGUAUGUGUAUCUGUGUGUGUGUUUGUUUGUGUGUCCAUCUCAAUGGUUUGACCCUAUGUCUGUACAGAUUAUUGUGGCCAAACCCAACAUCCCUCUCCCUGCCUCUGUGAGUGCCCUGAAGAAGGUGUCACGCCAGAUGGAGGUGGUCCCUACUGUCCGGCCCUGCAGGCAGCAGCUGGACAAGAAGACACAGUGGACCAACACCAACGAGGAGAGCCUGAGGAGGAUUUUUAAAAACCUGGCCUCCAUGGAGCUUGACCUGGAGGAAGGCCUGCAGACGGUCAAUGACGGUCUGGACAUCAACCAAGUGAGGCAGAAGAAUGAGGGAUGCUUCAGAGCCUGGAUUGAGAAGUGGAUGGGGAGGAGGAAGGAGAAGAACCCGAAGGAUGAAGAGAUGGAUAGGGAGGACAAAGGGAAGAUGGGUGAGGAGUUGAGGGCACUGAUCCAAGUGAUGCGGAGAAACUGCAGCGAAAGUGAUCUUGAGGCAGUAGACCUGGACAGAUGGUUGAAUGAUCUCGAAAGGUUGAAAGUGGCCUUCAAGAAAUGCACUGGCAAGAUCUGCGAAAUGGUAGAGUUCAUGGUAGAAAUGCAGACCAGAAUAGCUGAGAACAGGCCUGAAAAAAAGAACUAUGUCCGGAGCUUUGUAAGUUACUCUUACUUAUUGAGUGUAGUCAUGUAUCUAAUGUAUUUAUAGAUUAGUUAUACAGUAUAUCUAGAGAUUGUGUAUAACAUAGCACUGUCCUGACAGUUUGUUUGUUGUUUCUGGUAUUACAGAGCCCAGGGAAAGUCUCUGGUCCUGUGUCUGGCCAGACUGGCCUUUCUCCUCUUGUGACCUCAUCACCCUGGACCCUGGCUGAAGCCCUACAGGCCCUGCCCUCUGCUGUGGCCCCUCUCUCCCCAGAGGAUGUCCCAAGGCCACGGACUCCUCCCAGCCCUGUCCCUGUCAUUGUUUCUCCAUCUGCUGUGUGUCACACCCUGGCUCUGGGACUCUAUAUGUUGAGCCAGGGUGUGUGCAUUCUAUGUGUUCAUUUUCUAUGUUGGGUGUUCUAGGUUGUCUAUGUCUAUGUUUGCAUGUGUGACUCCCAAUCAGAGGCAACGAGUGUCAGCUGUCGGCUGGUUGUCUCUGAUUAGGAGCCAUAUUUAAACUGUGUGUUUUCUCUUGGGUGUUGUGGGUUUUUGUUCCGUGUCGGUAUGUUUAACCGUGGACUUCACGAAUCGUGUUUUGUUUGUAUUUAGAAACUUUAAUUAAAUAAAGUCAUGUUUAUUUCACACGCUGCGCCUUGGUCUACUACUCCUUACCCAGACGAUCGUGACAGAAAAACCCACCAUACAAGGACCAAGCAGCGUGUCCAGGAGCAGGCAGCCUGGUCAUGGGAGGAAGCGCCAGGAAAGGAGAUGGAGAGGCUGGCGAUGGCCCAGGUGGGCAAAGUGUGGUCCUGGGAGGACAUGCUCGGGGGCAAGGGACCUUGGGGUAGGAUCAAGGCCCUGGCGAGAGAGGAGCAGCGGCGUCAGCAGUGCCAUCGUCGGACGGACGAGAGGCACCCCCAAGAAUUUUUUAGGGGGGGGCACACGGCAUGGGCGACUGGGCAGCAGGAGGCUGCCACGGGGCGAAAUAGGAGAAGAGGAGAGAAGGCCACCGGGUUACGGGAGCCAUUGGCGAGAGGAGGGAAGGAAGUCGUAGAGGCACGGCGAGAGGGACUGAGGUGUAUUGCCAGUCCGGUCCGGCCCGUUCCUGAUCCCCGUUUAAAGCCAGUGGUGUGUGUUCCCAGUACGGUCCGGCCUGUCCCUGCUCCACGCACCAAACCUACGGUGUGCGUCGCCAGCCCAGUCCGGCUUGUCCCUGCUCCACGCAUCAAACCUACGGUGUGCGUCGCCAGCCCUGCCCGGCCUGUCCCUGCUCCACGCACCAAGCCUACGGUGUGCGUCGACAGUCCUGUCCGGCCUGUCCCUGCUCCACGCACCAAGCCUACGGUGUGCGUCGACAGCCCAGCCCGGCCUGUCCCUGCUCCAUGCACCAAACCUACGGUGUGCGUCGCCAGCCCAGCCCGGCCUGUCCCUGCUCCACGCACCAAGCCUACGGUGUGCGUCGACAGCCCUGCCCGGCCUGUUCCUGCUCCACGCACCAAACCUACGGUGUGCGUCGCCAGCCCAGCCCGGCCUGUCCCUGCUCCACGCACCAAGCCUACGGUGUGCGUCGACAGUCCUGUCCGGCCUGUCCCUGCUCCACGCACCAAACCUACGGUGUGCGUCGCCAGCCCAGCCCGGCCUGUCCCUGCUCCACGCAUCAAACCUACGGUGUGCGUCGCCAGCCCUGCCCGGCCUGUCCCUGCUCCACGCACCAAACCUACGGUGUGCGUCGCCAGCCCAGCCCGGCCUGUCCCUGCUCCACGCACCAAACCUACGGUGUGCGUCGACAGCCCAGCCCGGCCUGUCCCUGCUCCACGCACCAAGCCUACGGUGUGCGUCGCCAGCCCAGCCCGGCCUGUCCCUGCUCCACGCACUAAGCCUACGGGGUGCGUCGCCAGCCCAGCCCGGCCUGUCCCUGCUCCACGCACCAAACCUACGGUGUGCGUCGCCAGCCCAGCCCGGCCUGUCCCUGCUCCACGCACUAAGCCUACGGGGUGCGUCGCCAGCCCAGCCCGGCCUGUCCCUGCUCCACGCACCAAGCCAGGGGUGCGAGUCGUCAGCCUGGUCCAGCCCGUUCCUGCCACUCGCACCAAGCCAGGGGUGCGAGUCGUCAGCCUGGUUCAGCCCAUUCCUGCUACUCGCACCAAGCCCGGGGUGCGAGUCGUCAGCCUGGUAAGACCGGUCAGCUGCUCCACAACGGAGCGUAAGCAAUCCGCUCCGUCAAUGUCCAGUCCAGAUCCUGCCAGCGGGGUCAGACCGGACCAGGGGCGCUACGGGGGUAUUAUGGAGGGGUGGUGGUCAUGGCCGGAGCCGGAGCCGCCUCCGAGGAGGAAUGCCCACCCAGCCCUCCCCUGUUUGGGGUUUUGUUGAGACGCGGUCGCAGUCUGCGCCUUUAGGGGGGGGGUACUGUCACACCCUGGCUCUGGGACUCUAUAUGUUGAGCCAGGGUGUGUGCAUUCUAUGUGUUCAUUUUCUAUGUUGGGUGUUCUAGGUUGUCUAUGUCUAUGUUUGCAUGUGUGACUCCCAAUCAGAGGCAACGAGUGUCAGCUGUCGGCUGGUUGUCUCUGAUUGGGAGCCAUAUUUAAACUGUGUGUUUUCUCUUGGGUGUUGUGGGUUUUUGUUCCGUGUCGGUAUGUUUAACCGUGGACUUCACGAAUCGUGUUUUGUUUGUAUUUAGAAACUUUAAUUAAAUAAAGUCAUGUUUAUUUCACACGCUGCGCCUUGGUCUACUACUCCUUACCCAGACGAUCGUGACACUGUGGAGUACUUUCCACACCCUCGCCUGGCCCUCAUCAUCAACCUGCGCGAGAACAGCAGGAAGCUGCUCCAGGACAUGGCACAGAAAAUGCCACGAGUGGCCCAACAGGUAGGUUAUGGGAAAGGAAGAAGGGUUGUCAUUCUCUCCUACUAUAGGCGUAAGAUACCUGUCAGUGUAAGUUUAGUAAGCUUCUCUUGUACUCUCAGGAUGUUGAGGCGAAGAGGAUCGGCAAAGGGAAAAAGAAGGCAAAGAAAGGUAGGAGAAAACCAGUGAUAGACAACAGGAGGAAAAUGUUGAGGAAAGUGAGAAAAGGAUGUGAAAAGGGACAAAAAGAGUCUGAGGAAGAG